This is a messenger RNA of Ictidomys tridecemlineatus (thirteen-lined ground squirrel), 2940 nucleotides long. NCBI's taxonomy places the organism in Eukaryota, Metazoa, Chordata, Mammalia, Rodentia, Sciuridae. The record is from RefSeq and is a predicted model, not a curated record.
UGUCCUUGGCUUUUAUAUGACCUCUCUUAGUCCUUGAACAUGACCCUGUGUUAGCGUGUGCUCAGAUUUUCUCUUCAAAAAAGGGCACCAGUCACAUUGGAUUAGGGCUCACUGUGCUCGCCUCAUUUUAACUUAAUCAUCUCUGUAAAGACCCCAUCUCCAAAAGUAGUUAUAUUUUGAAGGAUUAGGCCAACACCCAUGAAUUUGGCGGUGGGGCACAAUUCGGCUCACAAGUCUUGGCUCUGUAGAGCUAGCUGUGUAACCACAGGCCAGUCACUGCGCUGGCUUGAAACAGCCUUCUGUCAGAGAGGGGGCUUAAAGACAUCACUUUCAGAGCCCUUCUUCCCUAAAACUAAAAUGAGAUACCACAUUUUGGUUCACAUUUUGAAGAUCUUAGGAAUUAGCUAACGGCUUUGCUGGUGUCAACAAAACUUUUAAAUUUUUAGAAAUUUCUCACUUUCUGUUUCUACCACUCACCCAAGUGCCUCUCUGCAUUCUGUUACCUCUUAGUUGAAUUCUGAAAGACAAUUUAAAUGAUGAGUUCUUUUCCUUAGAACCCAUCUGUUCUCAUCAGUCUAUUUGAAGUUCAGAUCCAGGGGUUAAAAUGGAUUCUACUUAGAAUUCGAGAUGUCUAAUGUUCAAAUAAUUCUACCUGCAAGCAUUUUAAAAUAAGUUUUAAGCCAAGUAUUUUAUUAUGCUUGUCUAUUAGGGUAAGUUAUGCUUAUUGAAUAAGGUUCACUUUUCAAAACACUGGAUUCAAAUAUGAGAUAAUAUUUCUGGCAUUUUAAAACAAACCUUCCAGAACUUACACAUAUAAAUGAAUGUUUUCCACCCCUGUCCCCCUCUGUGGGUAACUAACAACACUGUAAUUAUUAUAUGUUUUUUUUCCAAGCAGUUUAUAAAUCACACAAGAAAGUUAGUCCAUGUGCUCUCUAAGGUGUAAAAUUGGUUUUUAAGAAAUGUGUCUAUUUACUUAUAGUAACAUGAUAGUACAAGAUGCUAAGUUAUAACUACUCUUUACACAUCUUGUUGUUUCAUUGGCAGGCCAGCAACUCAAGGGUUGCAUUUUUGACAUGGAAAUCUAUGAGGAUAUGACUAAUAAGGAUUCUUUUCUGAUACUUGCCUUUAUUGUUGGAUCAUUGCCCCAAAAUAUCAGAGCUCGAGCGACUGAGGUGUCGGACUUGAGGGAGAAUGUUACAAAAGCUGAGACUCAGUGCUCAGAAGGCCUGCAUCAUGGAGGCCAGUUCUGCUGUCAGCUGUGUCCUCCUGGUACAAGAAAAGAUGCUGACUGCAAAGCCAAUGGGGGAAAGCCAAUAUGCGUGCCCUGCCAAGAAGGGAAGGAGUAUACAGAUAAUGAACAUUAUUCUCCUAAAUGCAGAAGAUGUAAGUUUUGUGAUGGAGGACAUGGCUUAGAAGUGGAAACAAAUUGUACCCAGACCCAGAAUACCAAAUGCAGAUGUAAACUGAACUUUUAUUGUGAAACUGCUCUCUGUGAACACUGUGACCCGUGCACCAAGUGUGAACAUGGAAUCAUUGAGAAAUGUACACCCACCAGCAAUAGCAAAUGCAAAAAAGAAACUACAGGUUUCAAUUAUAACUGGCUGUGGUUCCUCCUGCUAUUCCCACUUAUAGCUUUUGGUAAGUUCUUAGUUUGUUCAAACUAUAGAUUUGAAUUUUUGCCCACAAGAAUUUUUCUCUGUCUUCUAUCUGUAAGAAAGCUACCAAGUGUAGCUCUGUUAACACUUGACUCAGUGGGGUAUCUUCUCAUGCUUUCUACCAGGCUAAGGUCUGAGUCUGAUAGAAAUUACUUUGGUCUUUCAGGGAUAUACAAAAUUUUUAAGUGCUGCAGUACAAAGCAUGGUCACCAUGAACUUCUACCCAACAAUCGGGAAAUAGAGCCAAUGAAUUUCUCAGAUGUGGACCUGAGUAAAUACAUCAUUAGUAUUGCUGAAGAGAUGACGAUCAAUCAAGUUAGAGAAUUUGUUCGUAAGAAUGGUAUCAAUGAAGCCAAGAUAGAUGAGAUCAAGAAUGACAAUCCACAAGAUACAGCUGAGCAGAAAGUCCAACUGCUUCGUAACUGGUAUCAAUUUCAUGGCAAGAAGAAUGCAUAUAACACUUUAAUUCAAAGUCUCCGAAAAGCCAAUCUUUGUGCUCUGGCUGACAAAAUUCAGGAUUUUGUCCAGAAAGACGUUGUUAGUGACCGUGAAAAUUCAAGCUGCAGAAAUGAAAAUGAAAGACAGAGCUUGGCCUAGGGUGAAAAAAAAGCUAACUCAGUUCUGAGUAUGUACAGUCAACAAAGUAAAAUCAGUGUGAAAAAAGUCUUGUGCAGCUAAAGGUUGUAAAUAUCAAUUAAUUUUUUAUUGGGUGCAUUAUGUUUUUUCAUUUGUGAUAUCUGUACAGUUAUAACUUUAUGGAGUUCAAAGACCUUAGAAUUCUUCCUUCAAGAUGUUUAAGACAGGUGGGAAGACAGAUAUGCAUGGUCAAGAGUAAAUGCAGUGGCAUGAUAAACACUCAAAGAGAAGCGUGUACAAAGGGGGAAAGCUUAGGAUCAUGCUGUAGCGUCUCACAUGAAGUUCUGUCAGUGUGAAUGUAGUUAGUGAAUAUUAGUAUAAAUGUCUGCCCACUGCUGUCCUCUUUCCACACAUCAACAGAAACUGUGAACUUUUGCUGCCAUAUCAGUCACUGGGAAGACUGCUUUGCUUCUAUAUUACUUCUGUGUGAUUCUGUGAUGACUCUAGAGAUCUUGCCAUGUUUGUAAAUUUUAUUUACCACUCUGAGAGGAACAUAUUCAGGCAGAGCUUGCAUAUAUAUUUGAAUGUAGAGUUUAAUAAACUUAUGCCUCAAAGACCUUUGUGCAGAUCACUGGUAUUCUGUGGUCCAAUUUUCAGUUUUGAAUUUGCAUGGAAAAUGCAGAUUGGAUUAAAAUUAUUGAAUAUUUUC